This is a messenger RNA of Vitrella brassicaformis, 1380 nucleotides long. NCBI's taxonomy places the organism in Eukaryota, Vitrellaceae. The record is from the annotation of a GenBank genome assembly.
CGAAACUGCUCCGAAGGAGGCAGACGACAACAAAGGCUACGAACAUGGUCAGGGGCUUGCCAGUCUGCGAAAGACGUGCGUCGGCACCCAUCUUUGUUUGCCAGCAACGUCUUUUCUCGCGGAUUGCAUGGCUGAUAGUGGUGCUGGACAUCCUCACUCACGUGGCAGGCUCCCCGAGGCGUUCGCUCUCAGAUCUGACGGAUGGGGCAUCGUCAUCCGUGUCCUCGACCUUCCAUCCGUGCAAACACGAAGGUGAGCAGGAGAGGUGGGAAGGGAGGGAGGGAGGUGAUGACGAGUGGUGGUUUGCUGAUUGAUCAGAGUACCAGUUGGUGUUUGAUCACAUCCGUGUGUUCCCUGACCCCAUCCUUACGGGCCAGUCGGUCACGGUGGAACUCGGCGGCAGCAACACCGGCCUGGCAGUCACCAGCGGGAAGAUAACCAUUGCCGUCAUACUCGACAGGUACGCACUCACUCACUCACUCACUCACACAAUCACUCAGGCACUCACGGACGGCACCGACUGACUGACUGACCCACUCAAUGACUGCCUGCCGUUGCGUUGCUUCAUCCAUUGAUUGCCCCAUGUCUGUCAGAGUGCUGCCCUUCUAUGUGGAGCUGCCCCUCUGCAGCACUCUCAGUACUGGCUGCCCGAUUCCCUCUGGCCCCUUCACCACAUCAGUGCAGGCAUUCCUUCCGGCAGACACACCCAAUGGAAACAUAGCGGGAAAAAUCAAGGUAGGCAGGUGGGAAGGUGGGUGGGUAGUACCUUGCAGGGCUGGCCAGGCCAGGCCAGAUAGAUUGACCAAGACGGCAAGGAAGGCUGGCUGAAGGAUUUGGUCAUGUGUUGUGUGUCUUGGUUGGUGACAUGAUCAUGUCAGAUGGUCACCGGGGAGCACGAGCUUGCGUGUUACGAUGUCCACACAAGGAUACAGCGACCUGGCGUCGGGGAUGAGCAAGAUCGGCAGACUGAACACCUGCUAGUGGGCUGAGGAACAGCAGGGCUCCAGGGAGGCGGACAGGGAGUGACAGGGCUGGGGAGGGUGUGACCAUACAUGGAUCUCCUUUUUUAGGUCGGCGGCGUCUUCUGUGUGCGUCACGCGCUUUGUACACUAGUGACUUUGACACUCAGUGUUUCCCUGGGCUCAGUAUAGAGUAGUUCGGAUACUUACUCUCCACUCAUCCAUCCACUACAUUCACUCCUACCACGCCUUGUCUUUGUCUUUCCUUCAAGAACCGAUCGGGCAUGUCCUUCUUGUCCAUUUCCUUCUUCAGUGGAGUAUCUAUUUCCGUGAAUGUAGACGGCGAGGGGUCCUUCUCUUUUGUCCAUUCGGACGGACGGUAGACUCACGACAUUAAUGAAUGAAGGCAUCGCAGUUGGAC